GUACCGGGAAGAAAGGACCAAAUCCGUUGGGUCUGAACUCUGAACACAAUAAUAAAAAAAAAACUCUUUCUUCUCUCCUCCCCCAUUGGACCGGGUCUGCCAGCAACCCAAGAGGCAAGCGUGUCCUCUGUUGCUUCGUGCCAAGCCGCUCUCUGAUCGUCGAUUUCAAAUUCCCAGAACCUUUUCGCUUUCUAAUUUAGUCCCACACCUUCACUCUCUCUUACAUCAUCACCUUCAUCACCACAGUAGCAAAAUCACCAACUCUCUCUCCCUCUCUCUCUGUUCGCUUUUGUCUCUUAUUAUAUAAAUACCGCUCUCACCUCUUCCACACAUCCAUCGCCACUUCGCCGAUUCCUUUUGCCACUUGCUUAAGCCUAACGAGCUUUCUACACUCUCAAAUUCUCUCUCUCUCUCGCUCUGUGGGGUAGUGGAGGUGGUUUUUCCAUGGUGAUGUCAGAUUCGCCGGAGGGCGAUACCGUCACCGCCGCCGCCGCCGCGAGUCCCGUGGCCGAGUCUGAUCUCCGGCGGAGGCCGAUCGCGGGAGGCGAGGUGGAGGAUUCGGAAUCCAAGGACGGCAAUUUGGUGGCGGAGGAGACCUCCAGUGAGGACUCGGUGUUGGGGAAGUUCACCGGAGAUGAGAAUAAGGUGAAGAAUGAAGCUUCUGUGGAGUCGGUUCAUCGCGGCGGGGAGGAUCGAGGCGGUUCCGGUUCCGGUUCCGGUGCGAAAUUCGCUUACCGGCCUUCUGAAGUUCCGGCUCACCGGAGAAUUAAGGAGAGUCCGCUUAGCUCCGAUGCCAUUUUCAGACAGAGCCAUGCAGGUCUCUUCAACCUUUGUAUAGUAGUACUUGUUGCUGUAAACAGCAGGCUCAUCAUCGAGAAUUUAAUGAAGUAUGGUUGGUUGAUUAAAACCGGUUUUUGGUUUAGUUCAAGAUCAUUGCGAGAUUGGCCCCUUCUUAUGUGUUGCCUUACUCUUCCUAUUUUCCCACUUGCCGCCUUUCUAGUUGAGAAGUUAGCACUGCAAAAGCGUAUAAACGAAUCUGCUGUUAUUUCUCUUCAUAUUGCGAUUACUACAACUUCACUAUUGUAUCCGGUUCUCGUAAUUCUCAGAUGUGACUCUGCUGUUUUAUCUGGCGUUACAUUGAUGCUCUUUGCUUGCAUUGUGUGGUUAAAACUCGUCUCCUAUGUGCAUACAAAUUAUGAUAUGAGAAAGGGUACCAUAUCAGUUGGUAAGGUGGAUGUCGUGCCUGGUUCUCCAAGUGUUGAUUGCUCUCAUGAACUUAGCUUGAAAAGUUUGACAUACUUCAUGGUUGCUCCAACGUUAUGUUACCAGACUAGUUACCCUCGUACCCCAUGUGUUCGAAAGAGUUGGGUAAGCCGUCAAUUUGUCAAGUUGAUCAUUUUUACCGGAGUGAUGGGAUUUAUGAUAGAACAAUACAUCAAUCCUAUUAUCAAGAAUUCACAACAUCCUUUGAAGGGGAACCUUUUAUAUGCAAUAGAGAGGGUUUUGAAGCUUUCUCUUCCAUGUUUAUAUGUGUGGCUAUGCAUGUUCUAUUGCUUUUUCCACCUCUGGUUAAAUAUUCUUGCUGAGCUGCUGUGUUUUGGGGAUCGAGAGUUCUAUAAAGAUUGGUGGAAUGCAAAAACAGUUGAGGAGUAUUGGAGACUGUGGAAUAUGCCUGUGCAUAAGUGGAUGGUUCGCCAUAUCUACUUUCCUUGCUUGCGACAUGGAAUACCGAAGGGAGUUGCCGUCAUAAUUGCCUUCCUAGUAUCUGCUAUAUUUCACGAGCUAUGCAUUGCUGUUCCUUGUCACAUAUUCAAGGGGUGGGCAUUUGCGGGAAUUAUGUUCCAGGUACCACUGGUCUUGAUCACAAAUUACCUGUGGGAUAAAUUCCAGAACUCGAUGGUUGGAAAUAUGAUCUUCUGGUUCAGUUUUUGCAUUCUCGGUCAACCCAUGACUGUGCUUCUAUAUUACCAUGACUUGAUGAAUCGGAAAGGGGCAAACUGGUAAAUUUGCGCCUUCUUCAUACCAAAAUGUGGAUCCAGUAGUUCUAGAAGCAAUUUUGCCCAACAUAUUCCUGUACAAGGCAACUUCCCUCUUGGCAUUGCUGCUGCUGGUGACCAUCCCUCUUGGCAAUGCACUCAUUGAUCCAUAAAUUUUUCGUCUUGAGCAUAUUUUUUUGGUUAAUUCGAUUAAUUCUAUAUACAACUUGGGAAUGUAAUGACCACCAGCAGUAAUUACCUAGUUGCUUUUCUCCAAUCUCCGUAUAGUUAGAACUUUUGUAAAUGUUUUUCAAGUUCCAUCAGUCGAUCAUUUCAUUAUCCUC
This is a messenger RNA of Rosa chinensis, 2320 nucleotides long. Its product is annotated as diacylglycerol O-acyltransferase 1. Gene Ontology annotation, cellular component: chloroplast envelope; endoplasmic reticulum membrane. Gene Ontology annotation, molecular function: diacylglycerol O-acyltransferase activity. The transcript is spliced from 16 exons. The record is from RefSeq and is a predicted model, not a curated record. Gene Ontology annotation, biological process: triglyceride biosynthetic process. The coding region runs from base 445 to 2004 and encodes 519 amino acids. NCBI's taxonomy places the organism in Eukaryota, Viridiplantae, Streptophyta, Magnoliopsida, Rosales, Rosaceae.